CAAACCAGUUGUUUCUUUAAAUGAUAUUUAGAAAUACAGUAAAUACUUUAUACACAGACUGCUAUGUACUGUGUUAUUGCUGGUACUUGUAGUACUUUGUAGUACUUUGUAGUACUGUGUAGUACUUUGUAGUACCUUAUAUGGCGUUAUUAUUCUGUUGUGCACAGUGAUAGAAAUGAUUUCGUCAAAAUGAACUGACUUAGUUUUUAGAAACUGAAGUGAAACAGGAAGUGGUUUGGUUUCUGCUGAGCAGGUUCACACAGGAAGAGGUCGCACUCUGAAUGUUUUGAUGGAGACCAGAAGUAUGACACAAGGUCCUAACCUUUAUUUCCAUGAUCAUUGUGAGUGUUUUGUCGCAGUUAUCUCCAUCUAAUAUAAUUGUAAUUAAUAAUUGUGAAACACGUUUCUUCAACUGAGAGGAGAAUAUUAAUAUAGCAAUAUUAGAAAGUCUGGUUAUUAUUAUUAUGAGGGAUGACCUGGUAGAGCAGGUUGUCUUCCAGGCAACUUGAACUUGUUUCCUCUCGUGUCCACUCGUCUCCUCUCGUCUCCUCUCACCUCCUUUCGCCUCCUCUCGUCUCCACUCGCCUCCUCUCGUCUCCUCUUGUUUCCACUCGUCUUUAAAUUGUGAAGAGUGAGAGGUCUGUGGGUGCAGAUAGGAUCUUUGGCUGCAGGUUGAACUGUGAGGGAACAGAAAACACACACACACACACUUGAUGUGAGCAGUUUGUGGUGAGUUUAACACUUUUUCAGCUCAGACUCGUGCUUCACUGACUGUGGCUCCUGAUGAGUGCUUCGAUUGCUCGUCUUCAGAUCAACAUCAUGAAGAACUUUGAUGAUGAAGUGAGAAAGAUUCUGGAGGAAGCUCCAAACGCCAGAAAAGCUCUGAUGGAGAAUUACGACAACCUGCUGAAAGUGUCUGAAUACUGCCACGACAAUUACCUGCAGUCAGGUGACAACAGCAGAAAAGCACUGGAGGAGACAAAGAACUUCACCAACCAAUCACUGGCCAGCAUCGCCUACCAGAUCACGACGCUGGCCAGCAGUGUGCUGAGUCUGUUUGAUGCUCAGACCAAUCAGCUGUGUCACAUGGAGUCUUCCAUCAACCUCAUUGGUCAGACGGUGGAGAUGCACAAAGAGAAAGUCUCUCGAAGAGAGAUCGGUGUUUUCACGGCCGUGAGACGAGUCCCGCGCAGCCACAAGAUCCUCCCACCAAUUAAACCUCCUGCAGGUGUGCAGCCCUGCCCACUCUACAGCCGCCAACCAAUCAACUAUCAGCAGCUGGACGGCCUGGGCCAUGGUGUGAAGGUCUGUGGGAAGCAGUCCGACAGAACCGGAAUGAUCCGUAAACACGGCGCCUCCAUCAGGUUCUGUUUGAUUCUGUUUUUACUAAAGAGGAUUUUUGUGUCUGCAACAUGGACUCAUGUGUGUGUGUGUGUGUGUGUGUGUGUGUGGCUGGUCGGCAGCCUCAGAACUGUGGGGUGUCCCGGUGGCCUGUCAGCAGACACAGAGGAGAAUCUGAGGAUUAAGAAGAAGAACUUGACCAAACUUCAGCUUCAGCUUCAGAAGCUUCAGUUUCAGCUUCAGCAGCUUCAGCUUCAGCAGACCAUAGAUGAUCUGCUGAAGCUGAAGCUGCUGAAACCGUUGCAACAUCCUCCCACGUGGCUGGUGAAAUCCCUAAAACCAAUUCCGCUGGAGCAUUCCAGGCCCUUUCUCAACAUCCAUACUUCCAUACGUACGUGUGCUGGCUCCGCCCUGUUUACCAAGUCAGAUGCUUGGUUCUCUGGUUCUCUGCAUGAAGGUUGUCUGGUUCUCUGCAUGAAGGUUCUCUGGUUCGUGAAGGUUCUUACGUGGAAGGUUCUAUGGUUCCUCAGUUGGGGAAAGUUCCUCAUGGAGGAAGGUUCUAUGGUUCCCUCAGAAGGCUCUCGGAGGAAGGUUCUAUGGUUCUCGAAAGUGAAGUUGCCUUAUGGUUCUCAGAAGGUUCUCGGAGUGAAGGUUCUACGGUUCUCAGUCAGAAGUUUCUCGGAGUGA
This is a messenger RNA of Solea senegalensis (Senegalese sole), 2028 nucleotides long. RefSeq lists its product as uncharacterized. Gene Ontology annotation, cellular component: lamellipodium. NCBI's taxonomy places the organism in Eukaryota, Metazoa, Chordata, Actinopteri, Pleuronectiformes, Soleidae. Gene Ontology annotation, molecular function: SH3 domain binding. The transcript has 8 exons. The record is from RefSeq and is a predicted model, not a curated record. The coding region runs from base 784 to 2028 and encodes 414 amino acids.